Nerophis lumbriciformis (worm pipefish) is the source of this 648-nucleotide messenger RNA. The record is from RefSeq and is a predicted model, not a curated record. NCBI's taxonomy places the organism in Eukaryota, Metazoa, Chordata, Actinopteri, Syngnathiformes, Syngnathidae.
AUGUCGGUCGGCCUGGAGUUGCUCGGCAUCUCCCUGUGCAUCCUGGGAUGGAUCAUCGGCAUCGUGGCGUGCGCCUUGCCCAUGUGGAGGGUGACGGCGUUCAUCGGGAGCAACAUCGUGACGGCGCAGAUCAUCUGGGAGGGUUUGUGGAUGACCUGCGUGGUGCAGAGCACGGGCCAGAUGCAGUGUAAGGUCUACGACUCCAUGCUGGCACUCUCGCAGGAUCUCCAGGCCGCUCGGGCCCUCACCGUCAUCUCCAUCUUGCUGGCCAUCAUGGCCGUGCUCAUCGCCAUAACCGGCGCCAAGUGCACCAACUGCAUCGAGGAGGAAGCCUCCAAAGCCAAGGUGAUGAUAGUCUCCGGGGUUUUCUUCAUCGUGUCUGGCGUCAUGCAGCUCAUUCCCGUCUCCUGGUCGGCCAACACCAUCAUCCGGGAUUUCUACAACCCCUUGAUGACGGACGCCCAGAGGCGAGAACUGGGCGCCGCGCUCUACAUCGGGUGGGCGGCCGCCGCGCUGCUCAUCCUGGGAGGUGGGCUGCUUUGCUGCUCCUGUCCGCCGAGCGAGGCGCGCUACAGCAACUCCAGAAUGGCGUACUCAGCCUCCAGGUCGGCAGGAGGGCAAGGGAUGGAGAGGAAGGACUACGUGUGA